AUGGCUUCCAGCCGCUUCCCCGCAGCCACAGACCAGUGGGAGAAGAUGUCCAUGCCCGUGUGCUAUCCAGAGAAGAACACUGGCAAGUGGCGGUUGUUCCUCAACUUCACAAAGCGGAAGGGAGACAAGGCGAAAAGACAGCAGCGUUCACGGUUUGCUUCUCGAGAGGCAGCGCUUGCCGGCGUCUUGGACUUCAGGACAGGCUGGGAGUACAACCAUCGCGGCAAGCUCUACAAGCGCACGAUGAGAGAUCCAGUCCUAUUCUCAGCAGCUGUGGCGGCAGCGGCUGCGCUUCCAGCAGGCAAGUCCCUCGGCAAGCUAAACGCCGUGGAGGAAAGGAAGUUCAAGCGACAGCGGCUGGCCGGUUCGGACGCGACCCGCGCAGGCUUCACGCUAGAGUCGACGCUUUCCAGGCGCGAGAGGCGUUCGGUGGCCCGGGGCUGGAGCAAGAGGGAAGGAAAGCUUCGACGGGACUUCGACAAGCGGGGCUCCUAUCUCGGCAACCGGAUCUACGAGCUGACAUCGCAGAUCGAGAGCAACGAGCAGCACAUUCGGCGUAUUGAGGAAGCUAUGGCGGAGCAAGACCUCGCGAAUCUUCUCGCCCCUCUCCCCCCCUCGCCCAUCGAAGGAAAUGCAGACGUGGACGCACGGGCGUGUACCGAGGGCGAGGACAACCAGUACAAGGAGGAAGUGUCCGCCACCCAAGCAAACCGCUUGUGGUAUCAAGGGCACUCGGCGUUGACGGUGUUGAAGGAGGAGCGGAAGCACGACCUGUGNCAGCACAUUCGGCGUAUUGAGGAAGCUAUGGCGGAGCAAGACCUCGCGAAUCUUCUCGCCCCCCUCCCCCCCUCGCCCAUCGAAGGAAAUGCAGACGUGGACGCACGGGCGUGUACCGAGGGCGAGGACAACCAGUACAAGGAGGAAGUGUCCGCCACCCAAGCAAACCGCUUGUGGUAUCAAGGGCACUCGGCGUUGACGGUGUUGAAGGAGGAGCGGAAGCGCGACCUGCGGCAACUGCAACUCACGCAGCAGGCGAAGAGCUUGUCCGAUGAGUCGUACACGACGAUCCCAGCGGUGAAGGCAGCAGAGGCCAAACGGUUUGAGCUGUUGAACGAGGCCUCGCGUCUUCGACACGAGUCGUCGCUCUUGCGGAUCGCGGCGAGAGUAAACUCCGCUGGCUCACGGGUUUACGCGGCAUCGACAAUCCUGGGGUGGCUCAGGGACUUUCGGGGGCACGGUGGUUUCAAGCGAGAUUCAAGGGGGGUGCACGAGAGGGACUGGAUCAUGUCGGAAGAGGACCUCAAGGAUGAGCUCAUCAAGUGGAUGAGGACACAGAAGCGCCUUACGGCCAAGGACGUGAACCUUCCCGUGUCCAUGGCCACAACCCACUCCUGGAUGAUCGCGCUGGGGUGCAAGUACGAGCGGGCUACGAAGUCUUUCUACACGGACGGCCACGAGAAGAAGGACGUGGUGGUGUACCGCGGCAAGUACAUCGACGUGAAGCGGAAGCUCGCCCUUCGGCAACCGUUGUGGGUGCGAGUUCAACGAGACACUCUGACGCCGGAGGAGCUUCAGCGGCUUGACGGCAUCAAAGGUCCGGCAAAGGAUUUCUGCGCAGAGGUUUACGAUUGCGUGGUAGAGGGGCGCGAGUGCAUCGAGUUCCACGUCGAUCUCCUGCGGGACAACGGCUCCGUCGAUCGAUUCGACGAUCUCCGUGCUGAACUUGGACCGGAAGGGGGGCACUUCAGCGUCCGCUUCGAAGAAGCUGCUGCUCUUCCAUGCGAGCAUUUUCACACCCCGGCCAAGUGCAAAUGCAACAGGAAGGUGCGCCACAUCGGACAGGACGAGAGUGUCUACAAGGCGUAUGCACGCGAGGGCAAGGAGUGGGUUGUCCAAGGGGUACGCGGGUUACGUAAAAAAACCGAGGGCCCGGGAGAGAUGGUGUCUGCCUUUCAAGAUGAGAGGCACGGCUUUGGCUUGCCGUUGACGGACGACGUGCUGCAGGCGGUGAACGCGCGUCGCAAGGAGAAGGGCAAGGAAGUCCUGACACGAAGCCCUGGCCUGCGGUUUCUCCAGUACGGGAAGAACAAGGAUGGAUACUGGGGAUACGACGAGUUCAAGGAACAGAUGGAGGACGCCUUGGACGUCUUGGACGUCUUCGAACCCGACAUGCAAGUGGUGGUUGAGAUCGACCACUCGUCGGGGCACACAAGGCAGCGGGAGGAUGGAUUGCAUGUGGGGAACAUGAAUGUCAAGUACGGGGGGAAGCAAAAGGUGUUGCGGGAUACAGUCAUGACAGAGGGGUGUUUGGGACCGGAAGAGGCGAAGAUGUACCUCUCCAACGGUAAGUGGAGCACGGAGUUCACCGAGGGGGCAGAGGUCUACGACAUGAAGCUCAAGGCGAUGAAGGGGCGGCUGAUGGGGCUGGAACAAAGCCUAGGAUAA
Messenger RNA from Ectocarpus sp. CCAP 1310/34, 2445 nucleotides. Lineage: Eukaryota; Phaeophyceae; Ectocarpales; Ectocarpaceae. The record is from the annotation of a GenBank genome assembly.